Pocillopora verrucosa is the source of this 1468-nucleotide messenger RNA. RefSeq names its product WD repeat domain phosphoinositide-interacting protein 4-like. Gene Ontology annotation, molecular function: phosphatidylinositol-3-phosphate binding; phosphatidylinositol-3,5-bisphosphate binding; protein binding. NCBI's taxonomy places the organism in Eukaryota, Metazoa, Cnidaria, Anthozoa, Scleractinia, Pocilloporidae. Gene Ontology annotation, cellular component: cytosol; phagophore assembly site membrane; extrinsic component of membrane. Gene Ontology annotation, biological process: protein lipidation; nucleophagy; autophagy of mitochondrion. The record is from RefSeq and is a predicted model, not a curated record.
CUGGCGUGAGCGUGAGGAGGAAAUUUAUUAUUAUUAUUAUUCUUCGAAUAUGACACGACGAAACGAUAUAUUCCAUCUAGAUUUUAACCAAGACCAAGGUUGUUUUAGCUGUACCAUGGAUGGAGGGCUUAGAAUUUAUAAUGUGGAGCCUCUGUCAGAAAAGGCUCGUAUUGAUUUGAAUGAGCCAGUCCAGAUAUCCCAGGCUCACAUGUUACAUAGAUGUAACUUAUUAGCCAUUGUAGGAACAGGACCAGGAGCAAGAUUUUUUAAUGACAAAGUGUACAUUUGGGAUGACCUGUUAAAAAAGCUUGUGAUGGAGCUCUCAUUUGGUUGUCCAGUUGUAAGCAUCAGGUUAAGAAGAGACAAGCUUUUUGUAGUGCUGAAGACAAGGAUUCAAGUAUUUUCAUUUCCUAAAGAUCCAAAUUUGCUGUUUUACUUUGACACAAAAGAAAAUCCCAAAGGUCUCUGUGAAGUUUGUCCAAGUAUUGACAGGCCCCUGUUGGUUUUUCCAUCACGCAAAUGUGGGAGUAUACAACUUGUGGACCUGACCAAUAGACAACCAGAUACUUCAACAGCACCAUUUACAAUUAAUGCCCAUCAAGGUGAACUUGCAUGUCUAGCUGUCAACCAACAAGGUACUCAAGUAGCCACAGCUUCAGUUAAGGGCACACUUAUCCGUGUGUUUGACUCACAAACCAAAAACUUACUGGUGGAAUUACGACGAGGGGCAGAUCCUGCCACUCUGUAUUGCAUUAAUUUCAGCCACGAUUCUGCAUAUCUGUGUGUCUCCAGUGAUAAAGGAACAGUUCAUAUCUUUGCUCUGAAGAACACUUCUUUGAACAAGAGAUCAAGCCUCGCAAAGAUGGGUUUCCUGGGGCAGUACGUGGAAUCUCAGUGGGGUUUGGCAAACUUUACUGUGCCUGCUGAACAGCCAUGUAUCUGUGCCUUUGGGUCUGGCAGUUCUGUUGUUGCUGUAUGCGUAGAUGGUACUUUUCACAAGUACGUGUUUACCCCAGACGGUAACUGUAACCGAGAGGCAUAUGACGUGUUUCUGGAGUUAGGCGAUGACAACGAAUUCUGAAAUUCUGAGUGAACAAUCUGGACGAGGGAUCUGCUUCACAGACAACGAUACAAACAUCGUGUAAGGGCAAAGAAAGAGGAGCAGCUUUCAUGACAAGGAUAAGAAAUUUCAGCCUGAAACGCUUAAGAACUUUGGACGUAACUUUGUUGUGGAGAACUUACAGAGCACAGUGCUUAGCGGGAUCUGGAACUCGUGCAGAAGUUCUUCGGUGGCACCCUUGCCUCUCUCAGUGUAGUAACGAUAGCUAAUGGUUAUGACAAUAUGAAAGGAUUUGGUCUGAAUUUAAGAUAUUUUGUAUAUUAUGUAAGAGAUAUCAAAGCUCAACGUGAAUGUAGAAAUAUCUCUACCUGCUGUACAUAGACUGAAUUAAAAGGGGUUGUGUAUAAA